Messenger RNA from Cydia strobilella, 1316 nucleotides. RefSeq lists its product as uncharacterized. Bases 97 to 1275 code for a protein of 392 amino acids. NCBI's taxonomy places the organism in Eukaryota, Metazoa, Arthropoda, Insecta, Lepidoptera, Tortricidae. The record is from RefSeq and is a predicted model, not a curated record. The transcript has 3 exons. Gene Ontology annotation, molecular function: peptidase inhibitor activity.
AGGUGUAUUUGAGUGCACGGAGGCAUGAACCGUCGGAUUCUCUAAUUGGAUUUGAUUAAAACACGAAUUCAAAUGUAGGAAUUUUCUUUUGUAAAUAUGCUUUAUUGUAUACUCACACUUAUAUUUGUAUUAGAGAAUGUGUUUUCAACACAUUCUCAAAGUUCUGUUAAUUUGCUGACUUUGGAAUCAUGUAACUAUGGAGAUACCGUCGAAAAUUUAUGUAGCAAGUGUGUAUGUACAAGUAAAGGGGUGUACCACUGCAAGGCGAGAGAUUGUGAUAAAGUCUCAGUAAUCUACUUAAAGAAACCAACAGCAUGUCAACCCAACGUUGUAUACAAGCAGGGCUUCACAAGUUGUAUAUGCUCAGCAGAAGGCAAAUGGCCUCACAAAGUCUGUUACGAUGUCUUCAGUCAUCUACCACUGGAAUCAAUAAAGAAAAAGACAUGUGAACCCCAAGGAUACGUCCAAAUUGAGUGCAAUAUAUGCAGAUGUAAUGAUAACGGGGAAGUAGAUUCUACACGAUGCACUAUCAAUGAAUGCGACGUAAAAAAGCCUCAUUUCAGGAAGAAUAACGAAGCAAACAAAAAUUUAUUUGGACAGUGCCUAGUAAAGAACUGGUAUUCUCUGGCGCCAUGCCAGUUUUGUUACUGCAUCGACACCAACAAGCUCAUGUGCAGCACCAGUGUUACACAAACUAAUAGACAAGGUCAAAUGAAUUUAGGGCCGACUACCUUAGUACACUGCGGAAUUGGACUUUUAAAGGAGAUUGCUGCCUUGGUCCCAAAUCACAGGUUGAGAAGUAUAUCAUCCAACGAAGAUGAAGUUUGGUCGAAUGGUGUGGACGUUAAAACUAGUCAAAAUACGGAGGUAACUACACAAUACGACCUAAAGGAGGUUGAAAGGAAGAUAAAUAAAGUUAAAGCAUUAACAGAAAAUAGAUCUGGACCAGUAGAUGAUCAGCUUCAGAUGGCUUAUUAUGAUGUUGAUGAUGCAGACGGUAAAGAAAACAAAAUGAACGCAGAUGAUAUGACAAUAGAUAUGGCAGCCACCUUUGAUGCUAAUAAUCGGAGACAUAGAAAACAUAACGGAGGACCGCUCAUGACAUAUAAUUAUGAUCAUUUGGAUGCAGCUAGGAAUUUUCUAAAAGUGAGACGAUCGCUGAAAUUAGUUGAAACCGGGAAGUGUAAGCUGGGGAGUGCUAUUAAUGUUAAAUGUAAUUUAUGUCAUUGUUUGAAGAAUGGCAAAAUGCUUUGUACUGACAAAAAAUGUGAUUGAAAAGCGCCUGUUUUUACUAAUAUACAUACAGUCAGAGGACA